Molecule: messenger RNA, 1962 nt
Organism: Chlorella variabilis
Lineage: Eukaryota; Viridiplantae; Chlorophyta; Trebouxiophyceae; Chlorellales; Chlorellaceae
Exons: 13
Coding region: 1-1962 (653 amino acids)
Biological process (GO): proteasome-mediated ubiquitin-dependent protein catabolic process
Cellular component (GO): GID complex
Molecular function (GO): protein binding
Source: RefSeq, a predicted model, not a curated record
AUGGCCGCAGUGAGGCGGCAGCAGCUGGUUGAGGGGCUGCACUCCAGUGACUCCGCCACUCGCCUGCAGUCGCUGCGUGGCAUCAAGAACUGCGUGAUUGGGAACAAGCGGCAGAAGCUGCAAUACAUUCAGCUGGGCGCAGUGCAGCUGGUGGUGGGGGUGCUGGCCUCCCCUGCCGCCGACGCCGCCCAGCUGGUGCAGGCAGCGGCGGCGCUGGGCAGCUUUGCCGCCAACGACGAGGGCCUGCAGGUUGUGCUGCAGCACGGCGGCAUCCCCCACCUGCUGCGGGUGCUGCAAAACAGCGAGGACAGCAAGGUGGUGGAGGCUGCGGCCCGUGCGCUCAAGGCGGUCUGCCGGUCCCCGGCGGCGCCUACCUGUGAAAUUCUGACUGCCUCGGGUGUGCUGCUGCGCCUAGUGUCACUUCUGGACUCGAGUACCAGCAACGUAGCAGACUGCGCGGCAGCGGUGCUGGCCUGCUACUGCCAGGGCCCGGAGGAGCAGGGCGCGGUGGCAGCGGCAGGCGCUGUGGCGCCGCUGGUGGCCCUGCUGUCCUCGCCGCAGCGCGCCAAGCAGGAGGCAGCUCUGGAAGCGCUGGCAGCGCUCAGCCGCGGCAACGCAGACACCUCAGCUGCUAUGCUGCAGGACGGCUCGGUGGUCAGCAGCCUGCUGCGGGCCAUCAAGCAGGGGGGUACGCCGCACACACGCUUUGUGGCCGCCGUUUGCCUGGCCAACCUGAGUCGCAACCUGCCGGUGUGGCACACGGAGCACAGCCAGCAGGACCUGCAGCAAGCUGUGCUGCCCGUGCUGGUGCGGCUAUUGGGGGAGGCAGAGCUGGCAGAGGAUGUGCCAGGCGCGCUAUGCCAGCUGGUGGAGCACAGCGUGGAGCUGCAGCAGGCGGCAGCGGAUGCAGAUGCCAUUGUCAAGCUGGCUGCCAUCCUGAGGGAGCCGCCCCGCCCCGCACGGUUGGUGGAGGGAGCGCUGCGCUGCCUUGCCACGCUGUGUGCCAACCGGGAGGAGCACCGGCGGCAGCUAGUGGAUGCCAAGGUGCUGCCACAGGUGGCGGCAGCGCUGUCCGAUACGCGUCCCUCCACACGAGCAGCAGCCUGCAUGUGCAUGCGCAGCCUAUCGCGGAGCACAAAGCUCCUCAGGGGCCACCUAGGCGACGUGGAGGUGGCGGCGCCGCUGCUGGCACUAGCGGCAGACCCGGACGCGGAGGUGGCGCUGCAGGCGGUGGGCACGCUGGCCAACAUGGCCGUCGACUUCUCGGCGGUCAAGGAGCAGCUGCUGGCGCACGACGGCGUGGCGCGCUUCGCGGCGCUGGCCGACUCCAUGCAGCCGCAGCUGCGUCUGCACGGCGUGUGGGGGCUGUCCAGUGUGGCCUACAUGGCCACGCCAGAGGUCAAGCAGUCCAUCGCGCAGCAGCUGCCCUGGAGCAGCGUGGUGGUGCUGCUGGAGGACCCGGAGCCGGAAGUGCGGGAGAAGGCCAUGCUCCUGCUCCGAAACAUGCUGUACAAUGCCGAGCAUAACAUCCAAGCGGUGCUCAACUGGUCGUGCAACACGCUGCUGGAGGCCGUGCGGGACGUGCUGGAGCGCAGCCGGGGGCAGGCAGGGCUCAAGCAGCAUGCCAUGUAUGUGGUGGUCAACAUGGCCAGCAGCACCGCAGCGCACAAGGCGGCAGUGAUGCAGUCCGGCUGGCCGGCGCUGCUUGUGGAGCAGCUUAGCGACGGCGACGAGCGGGUGCGGGAGGCGGCUGUCUGGGCCAUCAUCAACCUCACCUGGAGCCGGGACGGCGAUGCCGAGGAGACGGCGGCGCGGGUGCAGCAGCUGCGGUUGCUGGGGGUAGAGGAACAACUCAAGAGGCUGGAGCAUGACGAGUGUGUCUCGGUCAAGGAGCGGGCCACCACCGCCCUGGAGCAGCUGAGGGCAGUGGCCGCGGCGGAUGAUGAGAUGGAGGCGGUGUGA